UUCCCUGAAUCCAGAGACCAGAAAAAGUGAUUUGAGUGGUUUUGUUGUUUGAUAUUUUUGAGGAGGAAAAACCAGAAGAGGAUCAGAAUCUGAUCAUGUACGUGACUAGGCCUCUAUCUUUUUACAAAAAAUCUGCUGAAUCUCUGUCCUUGGGUCCUCCUGAAGGACCCCAUUCGGGGAUUCUGGUGAUUCAAGAUGACGAAGUGAGACCAUCUUGUUCUUCUUCGCCUUGUUUCGGAGAAUUCCAUCAGCUCAAGGUGCUCCCUUUUCCUCAGAAUCGCAACAUUGAGUUGUUUUACAGAUCGGGGAUUUCUCUGAGCAGAGCCACCCAUUAUCGCCACGUGGCCUUCAUCCCAGUUCUUGACAAGCCAUUGUCUUCCAAUCUCUACUAUGUCAUUCAGCUAAAUGAGAGGCAUAGAGGGGAUGCAUUUACCAGCAUAGAAGAGGAAGACUUGGAGACCUUCUGUUUCUACAAUUCUGUACCAGUUGAACCUCAUUGCCAACUAGAUAUCAGUAACGAACACCAAGUGUUUGAGGUAUUUCCCAGGAGAAGCAAGAUUACUUUCAGGAAAGGUUUCUCAGCUAAGCCUGUUGCUCCGCACACAUUUGCUCCAAAGUUUCUGAGUGCGAGGUGGAGAGUGAAAGUCAGUGAUUCAGUUGAUUCAAGUUUAGGAGAAGCAGCCGGAGUAGAUAACGCCCUUCGUGCUCGCCUGCCGGAAUUCAACUUCUCCAUGGCAAACACAAAUCCAGAAGCUGUUGUUGUGGGAAAAUGGUACUGCCCCUUGAUGUUCAUCAAAGAAGGAACACACAGAACAUUGAGAGAUGAAAUGAGAAGAUCAUUGUUCUAUGAGAUGACUCUACAACAAAGAUGGGAACGAGUUUUUUCGCUCGAGAAUGAUCGUGGAACCGAAAACAGGACCGUCACUGUGGAUGUUGUAGUUCAGAAGGAAAAGGUUGUAGUUGUAGAAAGGGAAGUUGAAACUGAAGAGAUAGAAGUUGAAGGUGUGAAGUGGUUCAAGAGUUGUAAUAACAUUGGAGAAGAGAGCAGCGUAGGAUUGAGUACGGCAAUAAUUGAAAGAAUGAAAUGGGAACAAGUAAGGUUGGGGUGGGUUGAAGGGAAAGAAAAGAAAGUUAGGAUUCAGAAAACAGAAGAGUUCAAAGGGACAGGUAAGUGGAAGAGAUUUGGAUGUUAUGUUCUUGUUGAAAGUUUUGUGCUUAAAAGAUUGGAUGGAAGCUUAGUACUUACCUAUGAUUUCAAGCACCACCAUCAGGUUAGAAGUAAAUGGGAAUGAAGAAAUGGAUGAUUUCUGUUUCUGACAUUGUUGCAGACCGGACCAGCUUCACUUUCUUUCUUAUUAUCAAGUGUAGAUUAACAAAAGAAGUUUUGAAGAAGGCCUAAUGUUGUAUACCACAUGCAUUCAGUUUUGUUUGUGCUGCUGUUGAUGAUG
Molecule: messenger RNA, 1448 nt
Organism: Prosopis cineraria
Lineage: Eukaryota; Viridiplantae; Streptophyta; Magnoliopsida; Fabales; Fabaceae
Exons: 2
Coding region: 96-1292 (398 amino acids)
Source: RefSeq, a predicted model, not a curated record